Paramormyrops kingsleyae is the source of this 1882-nucleotide messenger RNA. It is a transcript of the gene sbk3, whose product is annotated as SH3 domain binding kinase family, member 3. NCBI's taxonomy places the organism in Eukaryota, Metazoa, Chordata, Actinopteri, Osteoglossiformes, Mormyridae. The record is from RefSeq and is a predicted model, not a curated record. Gene Ontology annotation, molecular function: ATP binding; protein serine/threonine kinase activity. Gene Ontology annotation, biological process: protein phosphorylation.
CAGCAGAGAGUAUUAACCUAUCCAGAACAGGAAGAGAGAGGACUUUCACGGGGGGUUAUUUAGUCCUGCACCUGCACACGGAGGCUGGGGCAGUCUGAGAUCGCGAUAACAAAAGUCCUGAGUGGCUGAAAUUCAAACACAUUGAUUUAUUGGUGAAAAGCAAGAUGAUGAGAUAUGAAGAGAACUAAAUAAGUAGCAAGGCAAGAACACAAAUAAAAGGCUGAAAAGAGUGAGGUUCCACUUUGAAAGGUCAACUUUAACAAUGGCUACACAAAAGCUGGACGAGCUCUGUUAUUUGACAGCACAGUCAUUAACAUCACUUAAGACCUCUGACCACUUCCGAGUCAUCAAGCUCCUGGGUGAAGGCUCAUACGGCAAGGUCAUGCUGGCAGUUCACAGGAAGAAAGGAACUCCCAUGGCCCUGAAAUUCUUUCCCCGUGAAUCUACCUCCCUCCUCUCCUUCCUCCGCGAGUACAACCUCUCCCUCUCCUUCUGCUCGCAUCCCUCUCUCUCACGGGCUCUGGGCAUCUUCUUUUCCACUCCCUCCCACUACGUCUUUGCCCAGCAGCCCGGACUCUACGGAGACCUGUUUGACGUCAUCGUCCCAGAGGUGGGUAUGGAGGAGGAUUGUGUGCAGAGUGUGGUAUCUCAGCUAAGUGGGGCGAUCUCCCACCUUCACUCCCUGGGUUUCGUCCACCGGGACAUCAAGCCUGAGAACAUCUUCCUGUGCGACCGAGGGGGCCGCUGGGUCAAACUGGGCGACUUUGGGCUGACCCGAGCUCGGGGAACACAGGUGCGGGCGGUGUGGUACGAGUCCCCGUAUUGUGUUCCAGAGGUGGAGGUGGCAAAGCAGAGAGAGGCUUUGCCGGGAGACAAAGGCAAAGAGGAAGGAGAGCAAUCGAAGGAGGUCGUGUGGAUCUCUGUAGAGCCCAGUAUAGACAGCUGGGCUCUGGGGAUUGUAAUUUAUUGCAUGCUAACAGGCUGCUUUCCCUGGAAUGAAACUACAAUGGGCGACCCGUCAUAUAGGAAGUAUAAGGAAUGGUUUGUCAUGGAGACGGACAGGGAAGCUAAACAUGGCUGCAGCGGUCGAACUGAGAGGAAAGAGAUUGGUAUGCGGGGGGAUGCGGAGAGGUCAAAGCAGAAAGGCAGAGGCCAGUCCCAAGGUCCAAGGCCUCCCCCCGCUCAGUUCUCUGCCUGCUGUCCGCUGGCCCUCACCAUGUUCCAGAAGCUGCUGAACCUGGACCCAGAUCAGCGAUCGGAGCCGGAGGAGGUGCUUGGCUACCUGGGAAUGCCUUGGCUGCUUGAGACAGAGAAGCGGGAGAAGAGACAGGGUCAGGAGGCAGAGGAGGAAGCAAGGAAGAUCCGAGAGGCGGGACAUGUGGGGGAGAAGAAGGAGCGGGAGGGAAGAGGAGAGAGAUAGAGCAGGCCACAAAAUAUAUACAGUAGACACAAAAUAAUCAUAUACGACACAUACAAAUAUUGAAAUUAGAAAUACAUUUUAAAUAAUAUAAAUAUAUAGCCAUCCAUCCAUCUUCUAAGUGCUUAUCCUGGUCAGAAUUGCGGGAUUUCAUAUAUAAUAUUAUACAUGAGUAAAAUCAGGUAGAAAUUGACUAAGAAAUAUAAAAGGCAGAGAAUGUUGUAAAAGACAGAAGAAUACUGUAAUAUACAAAUAGUCGUAAUGAUAUUUAAUUGUUUUAUUGGUAUAAAGUUUUUAGUUUACAUGGCUGGAAAUAUUCCUUACAAAUGUUUGUGUUAUAUGUAGAAUAGGUCUGCAUGUGACGUUUGCCCUGUCAUGUACUAAGAGCGAUGUUGGAUUAAUUAAAUGUUGUUUAGAUACUUUCCACCAUCAUGAUUUGUUGUACAAUAAACUACAAUAACACUU